Messenger RNA from Gymnodraco acuticeps, 1430 nucleotides. Its product is annotated as early endosome antigen 1-like. Lineage: Eukaryota; Metazoa; Chordata; Actinopteri; Perciformes; Bathydraconidae. The record is from RefSeq and is a predicted model, not a curated record. Gene Ontology annotation, cellular component: Golgi apparatus; microtubule; motile cilium. The annotation marks the transcript as partial. Gene Ontology annotation, biological process: cell motility. Gene Ontology annotation, molecular function: small GTPase binding; microtubule binding. The transcript has 11 exons.
CUGUGGGAGACGUAUGUGAGUCUCCAAGAGGAACUGAAUCGAGCGGUCAAAGAGAAAGGGCCGUUUGAAAAUGAGAGGAGCAGCCUCACAACGUCCUGGAACACCAGCAAGCAAAGACUGGAGGCCUCCAAGGCGAGGAUGAGGGAAAAGCUCCGGGUAAAUCAAGAAGUCCUGGGGCAACGACGCAAAGAAAUUGAAGAGCGACAGCAGAACCUGGAAGAAUUAAAGACGGCUCAACAAGAAGAGCUCUGUGAGCUGAAGAUGGCGGCAAAAAGUCAGAUAAAGAAGGGGUGCUCAGAGGUGGAAAUGCAGGAGAAGAAGUGCAGCCUGCAGGUGGAGAGAGCCGAGCAAGAAGUCAGCUCUAACAUCCUGAUGAGGAAGCUCGAGCUGGAACAUCAGGAGAAAAUAAAGGAACUAUAUGUGAAACAUGAAGAGCGAGUCAAAGCCGUGGACGAACGUUAUGAAACCUGGGUCAAAGCCAAGAAAGACGAACAAAGCCAGGAAAAUCAAACUCGACUAGACAAGAUCGACGAGGAAAUGAGAGUGAAGCGUGACCGUGUCCUGGAGGAGCAAGACUGCGACUGGACAGGUCUCGACUUUGAGAGGAAACGUCUGAAAAAUAAUGACAACGAAGAUAGUAAGGCGCUGAGGAGUAAACUGUACCACUUGAAGGAAAGGGACAAGCCAGUGGAGAGGAAGAUGGCGGUGGCUUUGCGGCAGAGUGAACGUUUGAAGAAGAGUCUGCAGGUGGAGGAACCAGAACUGUCAGAGAGCUGCAGACUCCUGAACCACAAGAGAAGAGCCACGGCCCAGAGAUUAAAGAGAAGCAAAGCAACAUGCACGCGCAUCCUCAGUGAGAGCCACGACCUGGAUGUGAAGAAUAUCCAGUUGGAGCUGAAAAUCGAACAGGCUGAGAAUGAGAACGACCGGCUGCAGAGGAAGCACACCGAGGCCCUUCUGGACACUCAGCAGAACAACGGGAUGAAGCACCUGCUGCUGGAGAGGAAGAUCCAGAGCCAGACAGAAACCCAGGAGAGGCUGGAGAUUCGACUGUGGGUGGUGCAAGCUGUCGUACAGAAAGACCAAACGGCUCUCAAGAACAUUAAGGAGCUAUUUAAGUCCAAGGAGGCCACCAUCGCAGCCCUGAAGGAUGACAUGCCUCCAGAGUCAAAGGAACCUGUGUAUUUGGGCUUGUCUUUAAACAAGUGGCUUCCACUGGGGACCAAUACCAAACCCACCAAGAAAGCCUCUGAAGAUAAGCAGGGCUCUGACAGCUUGAUGCAGAGUCUGACGACUUUGUGCAUAUCUGACAACGACCCGGUCAGAAGAGACGUCGUCAAACAGAACUCUGUUAGCACCGGACCAGAUGAUGAACUGCUGAGGCUUUCAGAAGCGGCUGCAGGGCCUUAGAUGUUGGAUGGCUGUGCUGC